Molecule: messenger RNA, 6162 nt
Organism: Crotalus tigris (Tiger rattlesnake)
Lineage: Eukaryota; Metazoa; Chordata; Lepidosauria; Squamata; Viperidae
Gene: RAB11FIP2
Product: RAB11 family interacting protein 2
Exons: 5
Coding region: 915-2447 (510 amino acids)
Biological process (GO): regulated exocytosis
Cellular component (GO): phagocytic cup; endosome
Molecular function (GO): small GTPase binding
Source: RefSeq, a predicted model, not a curated record
GGCCCACUGGAAGCCGGCGAGUCAGGGCAGGGGAAGCGGCUGGCCCGCCUGAACCCUACCCUUCGCCCUCUGACCGCCUAAGGAAAGAGGCGGCGCCGCUCAUUUGUUCCCACUCAGCGGCGCCCAUAUAGGCAACAUGGGGAAGGCGGAAGUGGGGCCUCGGCUCGGCGGUUGGAGCGUUUCGGCCGAAGGAAAGGAGGUGGCUGGGCGACCGCGCUGCUGAGCCUCCGCACAGCUGUCCUCCCGUUUUCCGAGGCGUCUUUCUCUCGCCAGCCCUUUUUUCCGAACCCCGGGGAUAUCGAGGGACCCCCAGAAAGCUGUACCGGGGAGGGCGGCUUCGGUGGAGUGGGUCCAGUUUUCCUCAGCAGGAGCUUGUUCCGUGUCUUCGCCAGACCCAAACUCUCGCCCGACACCCGCACCCUCUGCUCGCAUUGUUAAGAGGUGUAGCUUGCUUUGCGAGCAGGGUUUGCUGGAGAGGAUGCAGAGGAAUCUUGACGGGUGUUAGCCAGGGCAAUUUGUAGUUUGUGUGUGUGGGGGGGGGGGGGAUAUGUUUGUUAUUAUUUAAAGGUCGUAGUCUCCGGUGGGCCUUUGGGUGUGAGUGAAAAUCGGGUGGAUAGAGGGUAAAAUCAAAUACUGUCCUGAGUAGAGGAAGUAUGGAGAAGCAGAACUACCUCUAAGAUCACAGAGGAAUGCUGAAAAUUAAUAUCGGAGAAAAGAAUCUGAAGGGGGGACGGUCAGGUAGGUUAGGGAACCUGGCCCAUUUCAUUAAUGCUGCUGAAUGAAUAAGAAUCUCAAAAAUGAGUGUUGCUUAGUUAUCUGAAAGGCUCUAUCAGGCUUUCCCAUUGUGAAAUAUAUCUUCUGACCCAGUAUUUAUUUUUGUGGCUAUUGUUACUCAAGAUUUCCCCUUCGGUACUAUGUUGGCAGAGCAAGCUCAAAAGUGGUUCCCAACUCAUGUGCAGGUCACAGUCCUUCAGGCCAAAGGUCUCAAACCAAAGGGCAAAGGUGGCACUAAUGAUACAUACACUAUCAUACAAUUGGGAAAAGAGAAAUACUCCACUUCAGUGGCGGAGAAAACCCUUGAUCCAAUAUGGAAAGAAGAAGCUUCAUUUGAAUUGCCUGGAUUGCUGAUGGAAGGGAACUCUGAAAAAUACAUUCUCUACCUGAUAGUCAUGCACAGGUCUCUUGUUGGGCUUGAUAAGUUUCUGGGACAAGUGGCAAUUAAUUUAAAUGAUAUUUUUGAGGACAAGCUGAGAAGGAAAACAGAAUGGUUUAAUCUAGAGUCCAAGCAAGGAAAACGAACUAAAGAUAGAGGUGAGAUAAAAGUCAACAUUCAGUUUAUGAGAAACAACAUGACGGCAAGUAUGUUUGACCUGUCAAUUAAGGAUAAAACCAAAUCUCCUUUUGCUAAAUUAAAGGACAAAAUGAAAGGUCGUAAGACAGAUGGAACAUUUCUGGAUACAUCUUCUGCAAUCAUUCCAAGGACUCAUACCCCAGAAACUAACAAUAUAAGUUCCCUCAAUGAAUUGCAGUUAAAAUCAAAGCCAAAAAAGCCUUUUCUUUUGGGACCUCAGCGACUCUCUUUGGCUCACUCAAUGUCUGAUCUAACUGGACCUCAGAUAACUUCAGAAAAAAUUAAAUCGGGAACAAUUGGCAACUCAUACCUCUUCAGACGUCAGCUUGAGUCUGUUGGUUCUGAGGAUGAAAGUGGAAAUCUGAAAUCUCCACACAGGCGGACAUUAAGUGCAGAUGGCACUAAAGUGAAUCAACCCGACAGCACAGUUGAUGACAGUGACUCAGCUUUUGUAGCUCAAAAUGAUCCUUUUUCCAAUGUGAGUGCUUCACUGCCUCAAAAGUUUGCCACAUUGCCAAGACAGAAGAAUCCAUUUGAAGAAAACCCUUUAUCAUGGGAACAAAAUGUGGGCUUAUUUUCAAAACCACCUGAAAUAAAAAAGGACAAUAAGAAAGAGAAAAAGGAGAAAGUUAGUCUCUUUGAAAGAGUAACUGGAAAGAAAGAAGGCAAACGAUCAGAUAGACUUAGUAACGGAGGAUCAGAAGGCUCCUCUGAUUUGAAAUCACCCUGUCUUUUUGCUGAAAGUCAUCAGGACAGCUUUGAUUUUGAUUCCACUAAUCCUUUUACUACAAACCCCAAGACAAAAAAUAUGCUGCUGUCUAGUUUUAAUGUGAAUUCUGAAAACUCUGAAGAAUUUCAAAAAACAAUGGAUGGAAAUCCUUUUGAUGCUGCAAUAGGAUAUCAUAAUCUUACAUAUGAAGAGGUCUUGCAGGAGUUGAUGAAACACAAAGAACAACUGAAGAAAAAAGAUACCCACAUUCGUGAACUUGAGGACUAUAUUGACAACCUUUUAGUACGAGUAAUGGAAGAAACUCCAAGUAUUCUGCGAGUGCCAUAUGAACCUUCUCGGCGAGCUGGCAAAUUUACAAAAACCUGAGCUAAUGCCAACACUCCUGGUAUUAAUUAAGAGGAUGGAUUGCUUAGUGCAGUGUUUUGAUAUUGUAAAUUUCAUAUUCAUGCUUUGUCCUGAGAGCAUUUGACUCCAAAUUUAAGUUAGUAUUAGUUCUUGAAUCUGUAUACAAACUUCAGUUUUAUAAGGUGAAAAUGUAAGCUCCUUUUGCUGCAAAACAUUCCUUUACUUUGAACAUGUAUAUCCAGGUAUGCUUUAUUUUCAAAAUAUUAUGGUUAGUUUGGGUAUCCUGUACAGUAAUCAUCUAAUAUACAUACUUGAAUAUUUAUUUUGCACUUCAGUUAAUCACUUUGGAAUUGCAGCAUGCUGCCAGAAUGAAUGUGCAUAGUCAGAAUGUGUUUUGCAGCUCUUAAUAUGAAGGAAAAUGUGAUUUACUUUAGGAAUCACUAGUAAAUGAGGGGGUAAUACAUUUUUUCCUGAGAAGGUAGACAGUAUUGAUCCUUAAUGUAGUGCUUAUUUGAAAUAAUUACAUCUGUGCUCUUGAAGAAAUGAGAGUUUUUCAAAUGGCAAAUUCCAUAAUCUAUAUGGAUAGAAAAGAGCUUAAUAUAUUAAGGUACAGUAUGCCAUUGGUUUAAGCACACAUAUGCACAUUUAAAAAAAGAGAAAUAAAGCAGAAGAAACUAGUGGAUAAUACCUCAUUUUUAGACUAUAAGAAGUAUGGGGGGAAAGCUGAUAGGAACAUAACAUUCUAAAUAUUAGUAUGUCAGCCAACCUAUACAUGUGUGUUUAGCAGUUUGUCUGUAUACACAUAGACAUAUGCAUAAAACGUAUGCAUCAUUUGGGUUCUGCAAUAUUUGAGACAGGAAAUUGAGAUUAAUUUGCUUGUUUUUUCAAAUAUAGGAAAUUAUUUUUUAAAAUAGAUUGCAAUUACUUCAGUACUUUAUUCUGUGUCAGAGUCAAAUAUUGUCCUCCAUUAAAAAGUGAUGGAUAUAUUUGACUCAGCAUGUCUCUGACUAAAUAAAUUUAUGUGCAUUGUUGUUUAACUAUUUCAAAGUGGUAAAUGCAAUUCUAAUGGAAAAUAUUGCCAUACAGAAAAUAUUGUUUACUAUAUUGUAAUAAAAAAAAUAUUCCUUUAUUUUAUAAAAAAUUCAGGCAGAAUGAUUGCUAGUAUGAAGUGCAAAUAGGCUUAGACAUGAGGAUACAGCAUUGGGAAGAAUGAAAUAACGUUUUUGUUCAGUUUUCUUCUUGAUUGUGUAAUGCAGAUUUUUUUCAUACAGAAACAUAUUAAGGAUUUCUAUGGAAAAGAAUGGAAAAUAUUUUCCCUUUUUUAGAGUAUUAAUAAAUUUAAUUCAGAAAGUUUUGUUUUUGAUUAUGUAUUACUGAUUAAAAUCCUUUUGUAACUAAAAUAGGUUAGCAGUAUUAUCAGAAGGAGCAAGAAUUCUUUGUAUUUUUAAUACUCCCUAUCCACAUUAAGCAGUGUAUUGUGCCAUGAAAAGAGACCACGCUUGGAUUAUUAGACUUUGGUUUAUUUUUCAGUAUGGAAUAAACAAGUAAACUUAUUAAUAAAUGCAUACAUUUUUCCUAUAUAAUUCAAAUUAAGUACAAAUCCUAAGCUAUGCUUUAUUUGUUAAUAUUAACUUCUGCAUUUAAAAUAGGUGUUUAUUUUCAUAGUUUGUACAGAAUAUAUUUUAAAAAUCAGUUGUUGAUUGAAAGUUUACAGAUGUUGCAUAGUAACACAUUUAAUGACUUCCACUUAUAUUAUUUAAAUUCUUGGGCCAUUGACAUUUAUUCUGAGAUUCCAAUAUAUUCAGUUCAUUAGAUCCUUUCUACAUGUGUUCUGCAAAUAUACCAGCUGAGUAUAAACCACUUUAUAUGUUGGAAGUUUUAAUAUUUAACUUUUUAAAACUUAUUAAGUUUUCAAAUUAACUUGGUUAAUCUUAAUGGGAAAUAUCAACAGGCUGGAGUGUAAAGUGUUUAAUUCUUAGAAUUAAAGUUAAGUUUUAUGAAGGGUUUUGUUUUUUGUUUUGCUUAAAUUCUCUAUUCCUUUUAAUUUCUGUUUAAUACAAAAGUGAAUUAAAGGAUACUUUAAAUUUACAAUAGUUUAUAAAAAUCACAAAAAGGCAGGUAUAUUAAAAAGCAUCAAAAUAUAUUCAAUGAAAUGUAUAUAAAUAGUAGCAACUCUUUAUAAUUUGUAUAUUAAAUGGCUUAUAUAUUUAUUAAUAUAAUUUAAAUACUGCUUUGUGAGCAACUUCUUAAAUAUCAAUUUGUUUAGGUACAUAAUAACUGAAACUUCAAAAGAGGUACAAGGCUUCCUUUUAUAAAUGUUUUACAGAAGCAAGCACAAAGUACCAGCUAUAAUAUAAAUUAGCAGGGACUUCCUUUAAAAGCAUAAUUGUUGCAUCUAUUUCUCUAACAGUAUAGAAGGAAAUUCUGUUUAAAUAUGAUGUUGGUGAAAUCACAGCCAGUAUUAAUGUGUUUUCAGAGCUUAUUACUCUCUGCAAAGCAUAUAAUUCAUUAAUUUAUUUAAAAUAGAAUGCUUCCUCCAAAAAUGUUCCAUACAAAAUAAAUUCUGAAGCAUUGUUUAAAAUCAAAUUACAUCUAUUGAAAUUACCUGAUGGGUAAUAUUGGGAAAGCAUAUAUUUCACACACCUUUGUGAUACCUUGCAUGAACAUUAAUUUCAGCUUAAUUACCACUUUUCAUUGAAUAUAGAAUUAUCCAUAGAUUAUAGUUGCCUAAUCUAUUAUUGUUGGCCUUAAAUCAAGGGCUAUUUGUAAUGGUCCAGCUAUGAAAACAUUGCCCUCUCUGUAUUUUGAAGACUUUUUCAAUUGGAGUAAUACAGUAAUCUCUGUUAAGCAUUUUAAUGACUUCUUCCCUUCUUUUGCUCAGAUUCUUAAAAGAAAUUAAAUGUAUGUUUAAAAGUUAUUGCUGCACUGAACAUUAUUAACAAUGUAAAAUUGCUAUCUAUCCAAAGGUCAGUGCACAAGUUAUGCGUUUGUAGACUGUUAGGAAUGCAGAUAUAUGUAUUUGAAAAACAUGUUUUAAUUACACUAUGUUAAUUUCCUCCUGAUUUCAAAGCAACUGAGUAGAGGCCACAGCAUUGAUAAGAAGAAAAAGGCAGUACUUAGUUCCAUUAAACUAUUUCUCCUCCCAAGUAUUCUAAACAUGAGGUAUUUUCCUGGAUUUCCUUUUUAUGAAUGUCCAAUGUAGUUCUAGAUUUCAUUACUUUUAUUAAAUGUUUUUAGUAUACAACUGCUACAGCACUUUAUCUUUUUUUAAAUUUUAAAAAUAAUUUUAUGAUUGAUUUAAAUUAAGUAAAUUAUCACACCCUAAAAGAUUGUUAGCCCAACUAUAUCUUCACAAUCAAGUAUCAAAAGAAUCUCAAAUACAUAUACUUUAUCAUGAAUGAUCUAUCCGAUUCAUUCAGCAUGGAUGAUUCAGUUUUUAUGUAUUAAUGUGAUAAAAUGCAUAAACCUGUAUAGCCAUAUAUUAAAUCCCCUAACAGUUCUUGCACUGAGAAAAGUUCAGCUAUUUCGUUGAACUACGAUUUUUCUCCACAAAAUGGAAAGUCAUUAUGUAAAUUGCGCCUAUGUGUGUAGAAUGUGAAAAUGCAUGAACCAGCAGUUUUGUUGCAUUUGUAGUCUUCAACAGUUUUUAAAAAUCAAAAUUGUAAUCCUAAAUUUUAGAUUUUGUCCCAGUGGUUGCUGCAUGUUAAGCACUAAUAAAAUACCACUGUGUACUCCA